AUGCGCCCUCCCCAUCACGACUUGCGGUGGAGAUUGCAGCGGCGCCUUCGGCGCAGUUCGCUCCCGCGGCUCCUACUCGACGACGUGGUGAACCUCUGCCCUGGGGUGCGGCGCUAUCCGCUGACCCCACUCCUCCAGGUGCGGCCAGCCGUGGCGGAGACGGAGCAGGCUCUCCCUCCGCCUGGCAGAGUGCAGCCUGCACCCGGCGCUGGCCAGGCCCGAGCCCGUCGCGAGGCUUCCUCCGGCAUGGUUCCCAGAAGCGGAGACGACGGUGCGGCCACAGCAGCGGCCCCUCCCGCGACGGAAGCAGCGGCCCCUUCCGCCGGCGGAGCCCAUCUCGAAUGGCUGUGGCGUAGAAAAUUCCCCAUUGGGAAUUUCAUAUCCGCACAGGAGGAAGAAAGGAAAUCUUAUCCUUUCAACCAUUUCUGGAUUUAG
Messenger RNA from Triticum turgidum subsp. durum (durum wheat), 435 nucleotides. Lineage: Eukaryota; Viridiplantae; Streptophyta; Magnoliopsida; Poales; Poaceae. The record is from the annotation of a GenBank genome assembly.